AUGGGUAGUGUUGUUAGAGCUACAUUGAAGAAAUCAAACUCUAGUGUUUGUGCAUUUCAGAGAAGUAAUGGUUUUGUGGCUAGAUUCUUCUCUACUGAAGCAGAAAAUCCACCACAGGGUUCAACACCUACUUCACCUCCAUUUUUGCAAACAAACAAUUCAGGUUUGACAUAUGGUAGGCUGCUCGGUGUUCAUAAACAUGCACUCAAAACAGAUAUCAUCAACUUCCUUGAAGGUUCUAAUUUGACUAUGGAGGAUGUUAAAAUGGAAUACACACGUAGCUUCAACCCAAUUUCAAUGAUGUUGCAGUUCCCUACUUACAGUGCCUAUGACAACGCUAUUCGCAUUAUCGGAAGGAAGGGUCGUUUGUACAAAUUGGACAGGAUCGAUCGAUCUCAAUGGGACAUUGUUACUCCUUAUGAUGGAAGAACUAUUUUAAUUCAAGGACUUCCACGAAACGCACAAUUUGCAGACUUGGAACAGAUCAUAUCCGACUUUGAAUACGAUUCAUCUUCCAUCAAUAUAUUUCUAAGAGCUGGAGAGGGUACAGAACCCAUCAAAAUGGCAACAGUGCGUUUUCAUUCAAGGACACAAGCGUCGAAUGCAUUCAUCGCAAAGAAUGGGACAUAUUGCCUCAACAAUCGCAUUUCGAUACAUGUUCUUCAGUAA
Lathyrus sativus (Indian pea) is the source of this 669-nucleotide messenger RNA. The record is from the annotation of a GenBank genome assembly. NCBI's taxonomy places the organism in Eukaryota, Viridiplantae, Streptophyta, Magnoliopsida, Fabales, Fabaceae.